Euleptes europaea (tarantolino) is the source of this 726-nucleotide messenger RNA. RefSeq names its product oxidoreductase HTATIP2-like. Lineage: Eukaryota; Metazoa; Chordata; Lepidosauria; Squamata; Sphaerodactylidae. The transcript is spliced from 5 exons. Gene Ontology annotation, biological process: import into nucleus. The record is from RefSeq and is a predicted model, not a curated record. Gene Ontology annotation, cellular component: cytoplasm. The coding region runs from base 1 to 726 and encodes 241 amino acids.
AUGGCUGCCCCCAAGCGAGAAGAACUGAAGAAUCUCCGGGACUCUUUCCGGGCCAAGAAGCAAGCAUGUUUCAUCUUGGGUGCCUCGGGUGAGACUGGGAAGGAACUGCUGGCUAAAAUCCUGAGGCAGCAACUGUUCUCCAAGGUGACGCUCAUCGGCCGGAGAAAGCUGGAUUUGGAAGGGCCAUUCUACAGCAACGUGAGGCAAGAAGUUGUUGACUUUGCGAAACUGGACGAGUCUGCUGCUGCCUUCCAAGGCCAUGACGUUGGAUUCUGCUGCCUGGGAACGACCAGGGCCAAAGAUGGAGUGGACGGACUGGCACGCGUCGACAGAGAUUAUGUUCACCAUUCAGCAGAACUUGCAAAAGCUGGUGGAUGUCGUCACUUUGUCUUACUGUCAAGCGCGUGUGCAAAUGCUUCCAGCCCCUUCCUCCUCAUGCGGCUUAAGAGUGAAGCAGAGUCCCUGGUCAAAGCAGUUGGGUUUGACCGCUGCUCCAUAUUUAGACCAGGGCUGCUGCUGUGCGAUCGUCAGGAGUCUCGCCCUGCUGAGUGGAUAGCCAGGCAAGUUUUCGGAGCAGUAGCCUACAUCUUCCCCACCUUUUACUCUGUCCCCACAGUGACUGUGGCCUGCGCAAUGGUGAACAAUGUAGUAAUGCCUGGACCUGCUAACCAGAAGGUGGAAGUCCUGGAGAAUGCAGACAUACAUGUCCUAGGAAACAUUCAAUAG